UUAUUACUUAGGACCACAUGAGUGAAAGGAGGAACUUUUUUGUAUUACCUCAGUUCUUUGGCUGAGUGAAUCGGUGUUCAACAAGUGUCUGAGUUCUCUAAGAAUCACACUUUCUCAAAGACUAUUUGUUUACUUUACUGUGUAAACAGUUUGCUUACUCCUCAUUGAAACCUUGACGUCGCUGACAAAAGGUAAUGAAAAAUUUUACACGCGUGUGACUUUAAUUACCUCGACUAUUAUUCUGCGUAAAUCAGCGUUCGUAUUCUAGGCGGUAAUUUGUUUUAUCUGAACAGGCAAACCCGGCUGCAGGCGACCAAGGCUUCACCUGCGCGGGUUUGUUUGACCUGAUCAUCAAGUAGCCUAACUGGUGUUCAAGAACAUUCACCUUUGUUUAUUCUGGAACUAAAUAGGCCUACGUUUCGAAAAUGUAUAGUUUGAUGGAGCAUGAGUUGAAAACUUCUGGACACCCGCCGUCGCACCACAACGGCCAGGGCAUGUCCCCUAUGGCUGGCAACACUCAUGCAGGGUCCAAAAACUCUUGUCCACCCGGUGGAGACCCUAUGGAUAAGGUCAAAAGGCCUAUGAAUGCGUUUAUGGUGUGGUCGAGGGGUCAGCGGCGCAAGAUGGCACAGGAGAACCCCAAGAUGCACAACUCGGAAAUCAGCAAACGCCUGGGAGCUGAGUGGAAGUUGCUCACGGACGCCGAAAAGAGGCCAUUCAUUGAUGAGGCCAAGCGUCUCCGUGCUGUCCAUAUGAAGGAGUACCCCGACUACAAAUACAAGCCACGUCGUAAAACCAAGCCUCUGCUCAAGAAGGAUAACCAGAUUGGCAAAUAUCCAUUGUCAGCCGGCAACCUGCUGGCAGCUGCGGCAGCCCAGGGAUCAGGUGGAAGCCCGAGAAUGGACAGCUAUGGCUGGGGACCCGCGGGGGGUUAUGCGGGCAUGCAGGGAGAGGCACUUGGUUAUCCACAGCAACUUCAUCGUUACGAUUUAUCAGCCCUUCAAUACCCGUCCUCUAUGGCAGCCGCCCAAAACUACAUGAAUGGUGUCAAUUCUUACAGCUCCAUGCCCUACAGUAACAGCCCCCAGCAAGGGAGUCCGGUGAUGUCCAUGGUGAAACCAGAGCCCAUCGCUCAUUCUCCAACUGGGGCCCCAAACCACCACCGCGGGCCUCUCCAGGGGGACCUAAGGGACAUGAUCAGCAUGUACAUCCCCGGCGGAGACACGAGUGACCCCAACGCCCAGAGAGGCUACUCCAGUGUACAGCAGCACUAUCUUGGGGGGACGGUGCCUCUUACUCACAUCUAACGAACGCUGCAAAAGAGAAGACCCGUGUCCACGGGACACCUUCCGGAGGCCAGGUCUGCACUCCCCUGUCUUCCAAUCACAAAGACCACCCGCCUCCUUAUUAUCAACGCUAGUGAACAGUGACUGAGAUGGGCUAAAAGAGCUACCUCCUAUCUCUCUCUCUCUCUCUCUCUCUCUCUCUCUCUCUCUCUCUCUCUCUCUCUCUCUCUCUCUCUCUCUCUCUCUCUCUCUCUCUCCAGUCUAUGGUCUGUUCUUCACGCUGCUGUAGGUGUCCAGUCAUGUGCUGUGGACUGGUCCCCUCUCUUGAGUCCCACUGUUUUUUAAGAAUGCUGCUUGGUGAUGCUCUCUUGAAGUCUUGCCUUGUAUGAAGGUCUGGUUUACAUAAUGUUUUUAUGUGAUUUUAUAAAUGUGUGUUUGUUUGUGUGUGCGUGUGUGUGUGUGAGAGAGAGAGAAAGAGAGUGAGACAGGCAGAGGGAGAGUGCAUGUGUACCAUGCUCCUUUUAAAUACACAUACACCGAUUACCUUUUCACAUAGUUUUAUAAAGAGUUUGAAACUCCACAAUGUACCCUUAGGCUCUGGCGACGCAUGUGGUCGUUUGUACAGAUCAGGGUAGAUUGUCCCAUACACAUGUUGGCACAAAUGUCUUUUUAAAUGACAUUUAAGACCUUGAUUAAGCAGAGAUCUGAUGCUCCGUAAUAGAUCAACUUGACCACGUGGACACGGAUUAAAGUUUGGUCUGAGAACUCGGGUGUCAUUCAAAUAAAGUCUGUAACUUGUACUUUUAAGGCAUUUAGGAAGAGACCCACAAUGUAAUCACCUGAAGCCUUUCUUUGUGUUCACUAUGAACUGCUGAUAUUCGGUGAGAUUAUUAAAAAGUUAUUUUAAUUUUAACAUGUGACCAGAAUGAUCUACUCUGGUUUUGUUUUGAAUGAAAUGUGCAUGCUCAGAUCUGAAUAGCACUACAGUGGAAUCCUAUGGGUUUCUUUAGGGAUGAGGGUUAGGGUGAACAUUGGCAUAUAUCUUGCCAAGACACUGUGAUCGCUCCAGAUAGACUUGCCAUGGUGUUUCCCCGUAAAUGUUUGUGGUGUGCCUUUUUUUGACUACUGGCCACAUUUGUAAACAAAGAGUGCUUAGAUUUUUACUGUUGCAUUCUUUUGCACAUUGUGUAUCUUUUGUAAAGUGAGUUGUGAUUCAACAUAUGGUCUUGUCCUCUUAUUUCACAUGAAAGCUGUAAAUGUGAGCGCAGACACUGAAGUGUUGAUUCUCUAAUAGUUUUUUAAAAAUUUACCCCGCUCAAAUUGAACUGUAAACUAUAGUAAUGAGGUUUUUACUCCAUCAACAAGUCAACUAGCCCACACAGUUGUUAUAGUGACUAGGCUACUGCUCUGUUGAGGGGAUCAGCUGUUAAUGUGCAUCGAAACUUGGGAACAGUCAUCAAAAUAAAAUGUGUUGACGCACGCGUCUUCAGGUUUGAAAUUGAAAUCUGAUAGUUUCGCAAUGGACUAUAUCUCAAGCUCACUUGCCAUUUAAAAAUGUGUUUCCUAAUGAGUUUAUCUUAAUGUUGUACUUUUAUGUUGACCUGAUCCAGAAAAAGGAGAAUGUUUACAUUUGCAGCCUAAGUGUGCACUGUGCAACUUUUUAUGGUAUAACUUUCUUUAUUUUUUAUUUUUAUUUUUUAAUAUUUUAAUAAUCUUUCAUGUAAAUACAAUGAGAGUUUAGUCUCACACACCUGUGUACAGUUUUGAAGCCCUCUGUUUCAAUGAUGCCUGCUAUUUUUUUGUGAAGAGAAAUGUUUAGUUUGAAUAGAGGGUUACACCACAAAAAUGUUAAUAAAAAAAUGAAAAGCAAAACAAA
This is a messenger RNA of Sardina pilchardus (European sardine), 3162 nucleotides long. It is a transcript of the gene sox19b, whose product is annotated as SRY-box transcription factor 19b. The transcript is spliced from 2 exons. Gene Ontology annotation, molecular function: DNA-binding transcription factor activity, RNA polymerase II-specific; RNA polymerase II cis-regulatory region sequence-specific DNA binding. The record is from RefSeq and is a predicted model, not a curated record. Gene Ontology annotation, biological process: cell differentiation; regulation of DNA-templated transcription; anatomical structure morphogenesis. Bases 426 to 1307 code for a protein of 293 amino acids. Lineage: Eukaryota; Metazoa; Chordata; Actinopteri; Clupeiformes; Clupeidae.